This is a messenger RNA of Pisolithus orientalis, 547 nucleotides long. RefSeq lists its product as uncharacterized. The transcript has a single exon. Bases 104 to 403 code for a protein of 99 amino acids. The record is from RefSeq and is a predicted model, not a curated record. Lineage: Eukaryota; Fungi; Basidiomycota; Agaricomycetes; Boletales; Pisolithaceae.
CGACCGGCAUUUACACAAUGUUACAGCAUCAAAAAAUCCGCAUUUUUCCAACUGGCACGCUCCCUCCCUCAAUUUUUUUUCCACCUUCAAAUGCCAUCUGGGUAUGGCUUGUAGAAUUGGUCCGGCUCGUCUGCUCUAUGCUUGCCCCUUUGCAAGGCUGCUGUUGCUAUCGUCUCUUGAUAUCAUCCAUCACUUCUUUUUUUUUGGGUUGUGCAUGAGUUCUGUUUGUCUCCCUGUCUCUUUCGCCUGCACGUUGGACAGAUGUACUGUAUUUUACCACGCUCGCUUCCGUUCUUUGGUUGCAACUCACACCCGCUUUGGCUUCCCCCUCCCCCUUCAGCCAGCCACCCAAUUUACUACUCGCUAUCUGUAUGUAUGUGUUAAGAAUGUUCAGAGCUUGUGAAUACAUAUGUGCGAGCAGAGCGGACAGAAGAUGCCACCACCAGAAGCCCGGCGUUGCCAUGGUAUGUAAUUUUUGACAGGGACGUCGGGGGGGACUUCAGUUCUGUCGUUUUGUUCCUACGGUUGUUCACUUUCCACAGUCUAC